This is a messenger RNA of Entrophospora candida, 1464 nucleotides long. The record is from the annotation of a GenBank genome assembly. Lineage: Eukaryota; Fungi; Glomeromycota; Glomeromycetes; Entrophosporales; Entrophosporaceae.
AUGUCCUUAACGGAUUUCUUGGCUGAUCAAUCAACAGGAUCUUGGGCUGAUGAAAUGGAAGAUUUGCCAUCUGCUCCUGCUGCUGCUUUUAAAGAUUCUGGAGAUCAUGAUGAAUCUCAUCGUCGAGGUGGUUUCGGUGAUAGGAACAGAAAUUAUCAAAAUCAUAGAGGUUCAAGAGAUUCACGAUAUGACUCACCGCGUGAACCCCGAUUUCCAGGUCGUUCUGAUCGACCUCCUCAACCUCUUCCUACAUCUCCUCCAUAUACCGCUCACCUUGGAAAUUUACCUUAUGAUUUAACUGAAACCGAUGUAUCAAAAUUUUUCGUUGACACUAAUAUAGCUACCAUUCGAAUCCUUCGUGAUAAAGAUGAAAAACCUAAAGGUUUUGGUUAUGUGGAAUUUAAAGAUUUAGAGUCUUUAAGUAAAGCUUUGGAUAUGACUGGAGAGAAUCUUAGCAACCGACCUAUUAGAGUUAGUGUAGCAGAACCUCGUGAAGAUCGUACGGCUGGCGAAUGGCGACGAUCAUCUCCAAGAGAAACGCCAUCGUCAUCUCCAAGAAACGAAAGAUUUAAUUCCGCCGAUAGAUAUGGUUAUAAAGAAGAUAAUAGAUGGGGCAAUGAUCGUGGAGGAUUCCGUGAUAGGGGUAAUACUCAUUAUGGACAUCGUGGUGGUAGUGGUGGUGAUAGAGGUGGUGAUAGAGGCGAUAGAGGUGGUGAUAGAGGCGAUAGAGGAAGUGAUAGAGGCGAUAGAGGAAGUGAUAGAGGCGAUAGAGGAAGUGAUAGAGGUGAUAGAAACAGUGAUAGAGGCGAUCGUGGAGAUCGUGGAGGUUUCGGAAAUGUUGGUGGUGGUGACAGACCGGAACGUAAGCCUGAUACAGAAUGGAAAGGUGGUGCUUUUAGUGGUGGCAGUAAUAGUAAUAUCAGGUCGGGUGGCUAUCGUGAUAGAAGAUCGGAGGGUGGUCAUAGAGAUCCUCAUGUGAAAAGAAAUGAUACAAGGUCACCAAAUUAUAAUCGACGUGAAAGUUCUGAUUCUUCAAUUCACCAUAUACUACGCAAAAAAUUGGAAUUGAAACCAAGAAGUACAACAACAUAUAUUGCUACUUCGCCAACAAUGUCCGAUCCAAAAUCUCCAAAUUUAUCAUCAAGCCCUCCAACUACCAGACCAAAAUCAAAUCCAUUUGGUGAAGCCAAACCAAUAGAUACCGUUGAAGCACUUCGAAAAGUUGAGGAGCAAACAUUACCAACUUCUUCAGUCACAAAACCAAUUAAAUCAACUGAAUCAUCGGGAACUGCUAUUACAUCUAAAGUUGUUUUGCUCGAUACAGGUGAAAAUGUAAAGAAAAACAUCAAAGUGGAAAAAGCGGACAUGGAGUUGGCAGAUAUUCCAGUAUGUCAUCGACCCGAAAAAGGUAAAUCCGGUCCAGCUUUGAAGAUAAAUCUCGUAGUGGAUGAUGGUAUAUUGUAG